Aricia agestis (brown argus) is the source of this 8096-nucleotide messenger RNA. RefSeq lists its product as uncharacterized. Bases 93 to 8096 code for a protein of 2667 amino acids. The transcript is spliced from 7 exons. NCBI's taxonomy places the organism in Eukaryota, Metazoa, Arthropoda, Insecta, Lepidoptera, Lycaenidae. The record is from RefSeq and is a predicted model, not a curated record.
GCGGAACGAAAGGCGGGAGAAUUCAGAAUAACAUUACGCCGUCGCGAUGAGACGCUGAAACACAUCGUCCUUGAUGUGGCGAGAGCUCGACUAUGAUAUCGCUUCACAAAAACCAGCUCGCAAUAUGGAUAUUGUUAUAUAUACUAGAUUAUAGCACCAGUUUUGAAUAUAGAACAAUAUGGACGAAUCUUAAUAACAAACAGCUUUGCGGAGUUCCACCUUCUGCUCCCUGGAAGGCCUGGCAACGGCUCUAUUAUGAUAACUCAAAUAAAAUCAUUAGCCUCAAGCAACUACCCUAUAUCAACGGACCAAGAUAUGGUAAAGUAAACAUAACAAACUUUGGAAACUAUGAAACAAUAAAUAACAAACAUGGAGCAAAAUCUUUACGUCAUGAUGAUCGCGAUCAAAUUAUCGAAAACACGAAAGAAAAUGUACUACUUAGCUCAAGAAGCAAAACUUUUUCUUUAAUUGGAUACGACGAGGAAAUCUAUAAAAUAAUGCAAAAAUUUACUAUGAGCGAACAAACAGGCCCUAUAGUUGUUUACUUUUACUUGUCUCAAAACCAUACAUAUUCGAGCAUCGGAUUGUUAAGAACGACUCCACGCAUAUUGGACUCAAUUCUAUCUAAAUAUAAUUACUUCAACUGUGUUAAUUCAAAUCAUAUAAUGAUUCCUCGAAAAAAUAAUAUAUUUUACGCAGAUGAGUGCUUGAAGGACUGUGAUAGACUAGUUACGAAUAUAAAACUAAAAGAUAACGAUGACAUGGAAUCUUAUGUGGAUUGUUUUGCAAACAGAUGUCUUAAUGGAAAAGAUAACUACCAAAAUAAUAUAGUAAUAAAUAAUGAAAACAGUUUAAAUAUUAACGACAGUCCAGCUAAACAUUCGAUUGAUAAAUAUUACAGCGAGAAACCUAGUCCAAUUCGUGAUAACCCACAACAUAUGCAUUUUGAGUCAUACUAUAAUCCUAUCCCAGUGCGAGAAUUUAUGUCGCAUCCGAGUCACUUAGAAAGCAAUGAAUUUAAAUUGAAGGCUUCCAAUAACGACAAUAACUUUGAAAUUAUUAAGAACAAUGUCGAUACACAAACUACUAACACUAGCCCCGCGGAAAACCUGAAUAAUGCAAUAAUCUUAGAGGGAAAUUUCAUUAAGGAAAAUUUUAAACCGCCUGAAAUGAAUUACGAUCCAAGCUCUAAUAAUAAAAUUGACACUUAUAUAUCCUAUGGUAAAAAUAAAAAUUUACAACAAAUGUACAAUACAAGAGACGAUCAAAGAGCGGUGGACAAUAUACCUUAUAAUAUAAACUACAAAGAAGACCAAAACGGGCAAUUGGUUUUUCCAUACAAAUUGACAAGUUCAGAAAUUUUCGAUACUGCGUUAGCAAACAACCAAAUAGAAUAUUUACCUUCCCAAAAACUUUUAAAAGAAAAAUCAUUGUUUCCUAAACAAUAUUUGAAUUCACCAUCAAUAGCUGAAGCACAUUAUUCAAUUCCAAGAAUAUUACCAUAUUCGUCAAUUAAGUCUGAUAUUCAAAAAAAAUCUUCAGCAUAUCCAACUAAUGAAAAUAUUAAACAUUUUAAUUAUGCGAAACCAAGACUAUUUCCAGCAUACGCUCAAACUUUUGAUUCGGAAAGUUUAAAUUCAAAUCCGUCUUUACCGUAUAUGUAUAAGCCUGAGACCGGUUAUAACAUGCAAAGGUAUAAUUUAGUAGAGACGAACGAAAGUAAAGCUUCUAUCGCAAAACUAUCAGCGAUACCUUACGAACUGAAGUCCAGCCAUAUUCCAAAACUGAAUCAAUACAAUAUAGUGUCUGAGAAAAGUCCUGACCCCAGCACCCUUACCUACAUACAUACUCCAACUGCACUACAACGGCCAGGUUUUUAUGCCCAAAAAGACCUACAAAAUUUAAAGGUUGUACCUUCUCAAGGCCUCAAUUCUAAUACUUUUAAACAAAAUUUACAAACACUUCCUUUGCUCGCUUAUAAGAAACCUGUGCCAGUCAUUAACAAGAAAAUAAACUCCGAUUAUAUACCUUCAGUAUCAUAUUAUACACUAUAUAGCUUUAAUAAACCUCAUAGUGUAUCACCUAAAGACUACUCACCAACCAAUUUUAUUUCUCCCCUAAAGGUGAACCUUAAACCUUGGUAUGAGACUAUGCAAACAACUAAUAAAAAUCCAACAAAACCAAAAGCAAUCACUUUAGACUCGUCUAUAGUAACACUCAAUUCUCCGAAGAAGCCACAGCAUAUAUUUAUUAAACCAAGAAAACUAAUCACAACUCCAUCAUUAAAUAUUCCAUGUAACUUAGUGCCGAUUCAACUGGAUAAAACUUACAAUCCUGAAUCAAACAUAAAUGAGAUCUCAAUGGAUGGUCUAUCCAAAUCGAAAUCAAAAUAUUUGCCAAGAUGUGAUGACAAGUUGCAUUUGUUACAAACGCCUUUCAGUGCAAAAGAUGAUGAAUCUUUACCACGCCAUACCAAUAAAGAGAAUACUCCCAGCGUCAAGUUUACUCAAUGGAAACCAAUAUUAUUAGCUAAAGAUUUUAUAGAACCAAAUUUUCCUUACAAUGUUGCAAAUCAUAAAAAUAAAGUAACUCCUUUCGUCACACCCUCGCAAGAAGUAUAUCAAACCAUUCCAAAAACGAAUGAUGUGAUACCAUUAGAUGUAGAGUAUACGACAAGUAAAAUACCCUCUUUUUAUGACAGUCAUAAUCCCACUAAAAUUAUUUCAGUACUGCCGAAAACAGGCAGUACUGAGAAUUAUAAAACAAGCGUAGAAAGUCAAAAACUACCGUUUAAAAAGACUUUUAACCCGAAGAAGUUAAAUGUUAUUCCGCAUUAUCAAAGUAUUUUAAACAAAAAAGCGCCAACUUGGGUUCAAAAAUAUCAACCAGUUGACGGCUUUCCAAGCCAAAACGUGAAUCAGAAUUUAUUUACUAAAAACUUUAAAAGUAACGACAACCAAGAAAGAGAUCCUAUAAUAGAUUUAGACAAAGCGACAACGGGUAUACCACAGUAUAAAGUUUUUAAUGCUCCAAAUGCAAAAACAACAAAAUAUUACUGUCCCUCCAACAGAUACCCAUCAUUUUUAAAUAUUCAAAAUGAUAUUAAUAGUCCUACUACUACCACCACAAGUUUUACGUCACGAAACCCAACGCCACAUAGCCAACAUUCACUUUUUACAGAACCUCAAGAUAAAAACAACAAAGUACAAAGUAUUUCUAAUGGGAUUGCUAGCCCAUGUCAUUUUCCUCCUUUAUCUCAAACGUCAAAAACAUAUAAACCUCAAUUUUCAGAAAAAUUAAAAGAAUUAACACAUCAAGAAGCAGUUUCACAUACUACAGAACCUCAAAAUAAAAGCAACGAAGAACAAAGUAUUUCUAAUAGGAUUGCUAGCUCAUGUUAUUUUCCUCCUUUAACGCAAACAUCAAAAACAUAUAAACCUCAAAUUUCAGAAGAAUUAACACAACAAGAAUCCAUUCCACGUCAAAAUAAUCAGCGAAAUUUCAAAAACCUCGAGUUGCCUUUAGCAAGCUCUACGAGCUACAAAAACCCUUCUUUGUAUGUGCCAAAUUAUUUCAAUAAUAUUCCGCCCAAUCCACAACUAGCAACACUUUCAACAGCCACAUAUCACCCAGAUACUGAGAUUCAGAAUAGUCCAGCUGUUAACUUCGCUCAACCACUGAAAAUCUUAGAUGAAAAAGAGUAUUUCAAAUCACCGAAUGUUGAAUAUUACAAUCCAACAUCCAAAUUUAAGGCGAAACCUUUUAUCACGCCUCUUACGCCAAGAGUAGAACUUCUACCACCAAAAAGAAAAAACAUGGACUUGUUGAAUGCAGCAUACUUUCCGAGUAAAAUUAACACCAUAUGUAAUAAUACUGCAUUUAGUGAAACUUCUAAGCUUUCUGAUAUAGAUGAUACAAAUAAUUACUUAGCAAGUGUAGAAGUGCCAAAAGUGCCUCCAAGAAUUUCUUUAAAUCGAGAUGAAAUAAAAAAUAUUAAGAAUACUCCUUCCACACAUAUAAGUCAACAUACUCCAUCUUGGAUAAAAAAAUAUUACCACUAUCCGUUACAAACCCUUCACAAUCUUCCAAUCCAAAUUAACAAGCAACAUAUUUUUGAAAAACCAGCAAUUCCAAUGUCGCAUAAAGAAACAAAAUUGGGCCAAAAUAGGAUUACUGAAUCAUACGAUUUCCCUAUGUCACAAAUAUUACAAUCCUAUAGACCGCAACCUCUCGAAGUACCAAAACUAUCAAAGCAAAAUGAUGAGCUAACUCCACAAUCAAAAACUAAAGUAACAGAAUUUGAGCCUCCUCAACACCAACAACCAGAUUUUCAAAACGUCACCUUUUCUCAAGCAAACGGAUCAAAUUAUAGAAUACCUCCUUUAAAUCCGUAUAGUCUCAAGAGCAUGUUACGCAAUGUACAACCAGCCAGAGCUCCUACAGCUACAAAUCAACAAAGUAAUUUAAAUUUCAAUCAAGAAAGAAACAUCAAAGAAUUACAUGGUAAUUUAUAUUUCCAACGAAAUGGCCAGGGCCUACCAAACUUAGCCAAUAAAGGGCCAGUAUCAUCAACUCCAUACAUCCAUAAAUAUCCACCGUUUGAGUUUACAAAUCCCAUGUGGACAAUUUCACCUCAAACUUUAUCCAAUAAUUCAUUAGAGCCAAAACAACAAAUUAAAUUUGCACCAAUGAAAAAUUCACUUGAACAAAUUAAAUGGUACAAAAAUAUUCCUUGUUACGCUAGUGGCGAUGACUAUAAAAUUCAAAAUCCGAAACUUAAUUACGUUAAACCCUUUGAUUAUGAAACAAAUGGAUACUACCCAAAAAUAUCUAAACAAAAAGGAUUACAGCCCUGUGUUAGCAAUACUGCCAAGUUUUAUGAUCCUUUAAUAUUAAAUCCUCAUACCACGUCUUCGCAAACAAAACCAACAAACCUAGCGCUUGAACCCACAAGAUUUUCGAAUCCAGAAAAGUUGUGGACUCCAACAUUAAAUCAUGAUUUACGAACACCUGAAUAUUUUCCAACCUUUUCAACAACACAAAUUAAAUAUUACACGCCUCCAGUUACUAAAAAUGUUAAUCCUAUAAAACAACCAUUAGUGUGUGUUAAUAACAACAAAAUAAAUUAUUAUAAAAAACCGAUUAACCCAAGUUCAAUUAGGAAAACUAUAUAUUUUACACCUGAUUAUCAACAAGGAAUAAAUGUUGAAAACGCUAGUAGAAAAGUAUCUCCCAUCGUGUAUCAACCACAACAUCCCAUACAUAAAAACUUUACAAAAUUGUCUACAUUACACAAACCUCUGCAAUCUUAUUUGGAACCAGAAAAGUCACUCGCCUCACAUUACGAGAUGCCAAAAGCAUUAGUAAAAUUUUCAAGCGUAGCCCCCACUGAAAGAAUAAAAUACAACAUAUGGCCCGCGAAGUAUUCGCAAAAUCUAAGUACACGGAGUCCAAUUCCAAGCUCUUCGAAUUUGCAACAAAAUUCACCUUACUCGUCACGGCCAUCCCAAAAUCAGGAAAACAAUAUAAAUCAAAUAAAUAAUAUUGUAAAAAAUCAAUUCGUGAAAGAACCUGUAUCUUACAUUCAAGGCAGAGGUCGAUCAAACGGUCAUAAAUACGAUACAUUACGGAACGAUUCACCAUGUUCAUUACUGUCUGUGCCUAUACCUAUGAAUUCUUACAGCCCUAGCGCUUCUAUAAUUAGUAAAAAAUCAGGGAUACCGAAACCAUAUCCAAAAUCUACAUUUAACAGCAAAACAAAAGCGAAUCCUACUUUAAAACUAAAUACAAUUUCAACUUCAGCAGUAGCUCCUAUUAUAAAUAAACCUAAAACACAAUCAUAUCCAUACAUAAAUCAACAAUCAACACAAUGUGUAUUUAACACACUAUUUGAAGAUCUGAAAGAUAGUAGUGGUAACCACAGAAUUUUGACUUCAGCAGUAGCUCCUUUUAUAAAUAUAACACCAUCUCUUGAAAUGCAACCAAAUCCAUAUAAAUAUACGCCCAAAUUAAAAAAUCUAAAAGAUAGUGAAGGUUUCAGAAUUCCGGCUUCAGCAGUAACUCCUAUCACGAACAUCUAUAGCAAAAUACCUUCUCUUAAAGCAUGGUCAAAUCCAUAUAAAUAUACGCCUACAUUUAAAUAUUUGAAAGAUAGUAGUGCUAACAACAGGAUUCUGACUUCAGCAGAAACUCCUAUUAUAGAUAUAACACCAUCUUUCAAAACAAAAUCAAAUACAUAUAAAUACACACCAUUAGAAGAUCUUAAAAAUGUGAAGAAAAAGAGUGUUGAUCACAGAAUUCCGACUUCGGCAGAAACUCCUAUUAUAAUUAUAAUACCAUCAUUCAAAACAAAAUUAAAUCCAUAUAAAUACGCAACAAUAGAAGAUCUUAAAGAUGUCGCUGUUGACCAUAAAACACGAACAAAUCCAUACAAAUAUGCACCAUUUGAAGAUCUUAAAGAUAGUGGUAGUGCCCACGGAAUUCCGGCUUCAGCAGUAGCUCCCUUUAUCAAUUUAGCACCAUCUCUAGAAACACGACCCAAUUCAUAUAAAUACACACCAUUUGAAGAUUUUAAAGAUAGUGGUGGUAACCCCAGAAUCCCAACUUUAGCAGUAGCUCCUAUUAUAAACAUGACACCAUCUCUUAAAACACGAACAAAUCCAUAUAAAUACACACCAUUAGAAGAUCUUCAAGAUAGUGGUGGUAACUACAGAACUCCAACUUUAGCAGUAGCUCCUAUUAUAAAUAUGAUACCAUCUCUUAAAACACGAACAAGUUCAUAUAAAUACACACUAUUAGAAGAUCUUCAAGAUAGUGGUGGUAACUACAGAACUCCGACUUUAGCAGUAGCUCCUAUUAUAAACAUGACACCAUCUCUUAAAACACGAACAAAUCCAUAUAAAUACACACCAUUUGAAGAUCUUAAAGAUAGUGGUGUUUUAUACCACAGAAUUACAACUUCAGCAGUAGCUCCUAUUAUAAACAUUACACCAUCUCUUAACAUACGACCAAAUCCAUAUAAAUACACGCCUACGUAUUUUAAAGAUCAAAAAGAUGGCGGUGGCAACUUCAUAAUUCCGACUUCCGGAGUAACUCCUAUUAUGAACAUGACACCAUAUAAAUACACACCAUUUAAAGAUAGAAAAGAUAGUGGUGGUUACCACAAAAUUCAGACUUCAGCAGAAAGUCCCAUUAUAAACAUAACACCAUCCCUUAAAACACGAACAAAUCCAUAUAAAUACUCAUCAUUUGAAGAUCUUGUAGAUAGUGGUGGUAGCCACGGAAUUCCGGUUUCAUCAGAAACUCCUGUUACAAACAUAGCACCAUUUCUUAAAACACGAUCUAAUCCAUACAAAUACACACCAGUAAAAGAUCAUAAAGAUAUAAGUAGUGCUAACCACAGAAUUUCGGCUUCAGCAAAUACUUCUAUAAUGAAAAAAGUACCAUCUCUUAAAACACGACCAAAUCCAUAUAAAUACACGCCUACAUAUUUUAAAGAUGAAAAAUAUGGCGGUGGUGACCUUAGAAUUCCAACUUCUGGAGUAACUCCUAUUAUAAACAUGACACCAUAUAAAUACACACCAUUUAAAGAUCGAAAAGAUAGUGGUGAUCACUACAGAAUUCAGACUUCGGCAGAAAGUCCUAUUAAAAACAUAAUACCAUCUCUUAAAACACGAUCAAAUACAUUUAAAUACACACCAUUUGAAGAUCCAAAAAAUAUUGAUAAAUUUUACGAGAGUCGAGCAGGUUUCACUAAUGGUAAAAUAAGUAUACCAUUCCGCGACAUGGGUCUCGCUAAGUAUGAAAUCACAAAACCGAACGAAUACUUCGUGAAAACUGAAAUUCCGGGUUUAUUCAUAAAGGCUUGGGGCUCGAGAAUAAAGAUUAUAAGACCGAGGCUAGUCCUCGACGUGAAGGAGUACGAGGGUUACAAUUUUAUGCCAGUAAUAAAGAAUCAUUAUUACAGUCCGGAGUUCGCUCAAAAUGUGGCAAAAGAUAUCGUUACGAGGUUGUACGGGGAGCCUAUUGUGAUAGACGGUGUGUACAGGCCGACCAGCCCAUACGCGGUAAAACGUCACUGCUUGAUUGCGCUGUAA